UCUCACGAACAUCAAAAUGGUGUGACCAGGCAUCACUUUAACACUGGUAACUACACAAGGCAACCUGAUACACCCAUAGUGGAUUCUGAAUUUACUAUUUUUCCUCCACCUUCUACAGUGGGUGACCAAUAUAUUGGCUUAUUACACAAAAAUGAAGUCAGUUUUGAACCUUUACCCGAGAUCCGUCCAAGAAGGCAAGGCAAAGAAAUUUCAUCUUCUAGGUAUCCACCCCGACCAGCUUAUUCUACGUAUGGAGUUACAAGAAGAUUCUCCAUUCAUGAUUGGUUUGAUGAGCCCCAUUUUCCACGUGAUCAGCUUCAGUACCUACAGGAAGUUGGUUUUGGAUGGUUCGGCCAGGUUGUUGAAGGAGAAGCUCAAAACAUCAACCCUUCUGAAAGAAGAAGUAAAGUGGUUGUAAAGAUUUUACGGGAAGAUGCUUCUCCAUCUCAACUUGCUUCCUUCUUGGACGAAGUUCAACCAUACAGAGAUCUUAAACAUCCAAAUAUUUUACAACUCCUGAGUCGAUGUCUAGAAUCUAAUCCUUUCCUUCUUAUUAUGGAACAUUGCACCCAGGAUAUGAAACAGUUCUUGAUUGAACAUCGCCAUGACUCGGAGCUGCUACUAAAAGGAGGGCAGAUUCUAAGCAUGAUGUGUGAUGUUGCCAAUGCCCUACAGUACAUGCAUGAACAUGGAUUCAUAAGCAGGGAUCUUGCUGCUCGAAACUGUUUUGUUACCUCUAGCAUAACUGUAAAGUUGGGAGACUAUGGGACAUCCAUUCAGAAGUACAAGGAUGACUACUACUAUCUUGGAGACAUUGCCCUCCCAGUUCGCUGGUGUGCACCUGAAACUGUGUUUUGUACAGAAACAACCAUAGAAACUAAACAACUUACAAGAGAAGCAAAUGUGUG
Limulus polyphemus (Atlantic horseshoe crab) is the source of this 908-nucleotide messenger RNA. Its product is annotated as serine/threonine-protein kinase LMTK3-like. NCBI's taxonomy places the organism in Eukaryota, Metazoa, Arthropoda, Merostomata, Xiphosura, Limulidae. The transcript is spliced from 6 exons. The annotation marks the transcript as partial. Gene Ontology annotation, biological process: protein phosphorylation. Gene Ontology annotation, molecular function: protein kinase activity; ATP binding. The record is from RefSeq and is a predicted model, not a curated record.